AUGUAUCUUUCUCUAGAGAAAUCUGAAAAAAUGUCAGAAAAUCUCAUAUCCGGCAAGACCUCCUUGAAAGGAGGUCCAAAAACCUCAGCAAAGAAACAGAAAGGUAAAAAAGAUGAAGUUGAUCUUUCUAUGGCUGGUAUAGGCCACCCAGAAAUCUUUCCUUUAGUUUUCACUACAAAGACCCAAGAAAUUUUUAAUUGCCGAGUUGAUGAAGAUGUCACAGAAGAAAAUUGUUUCAAACUUAUUAAAAAAGAGGACAUCAUUCAGGACCUGAAAACAAGACCUGCAAUUUCUGAUUUCCACCCUGUCAAAAAAGUUGUCCUAGAAUAUCCAGGGGAGGAACUUUUGGUAGUUUUUGAUGCAAAGUUCCAGUAUGGACAGAACUUUUACCUUGUUGCUUCUGAGGAAGCCAAGGAAAACUUUCUGAAGCCUCCAGAAACUGCAGAAGAAAAAGAAGAAGAAAAAGAAGAAAAUAGAGAGGGAACUCUGGAAGUCCAUCCUUACAAGCCUCCAGUCCACAAACCUUGGGUUUCUCUUGGCAGCGAAAAGGAAGUUGAAGAAGAAUCUGUUAAAGACACUGCUACAAAGAUUAAGUAUAUGAUUUCUCGAGUACGCAGAAAGUUUGGUGCACCAAUUCUAUUUACUGAUAAGAAUGCUUCACAUGUAAAAGACAGUUACGUUGAAUGCACGUCUUAUCAAGACAAAACUUUCAGUAUUAAAAUGCUUGAAAAAGAUGUGGGUGUACAAACGGUUCCAAAAGUAAGAGAAGCUAGUAUUCAGACAAAAUGGACCUAUCCAAAAAAUGCAGCCACGCAGUAUUUUCCUAGACAGUUAUCAAAUGAAGAGAAAGAAGAGAGUCUGUCAUCUGAGAAGCUGAAAGAAUUUCUUACAUCAGUACAUUUAAGAAUGGAAAUUGCAUUGCAGCAAAAUGAAAUUAUGAAUGCUUUUUUUGAUGACUGGAAGGCCCUAGCAGAAGAUGAAAGCAGUUCUGGUGGCAAGCCAGAUGUUUAUCUUAAAGCCUACCAAUCAUUUACAGAUCUGCGCUAUCUCAAGGACAGAACUAUUAGCUGCGUUUGCUGGCAUCCAACCAUUUAUGGGAUUAUAGCAGUGUCAGCAAGACAGCAGCUUUCUUACGAACGGCAAGUUAACCUUUCUGAUAAAUCAUUGCUGCAGCAGUCAGUAGUACUUUUUUGGAAUAUUUUUGACCCUAUCCACCCUCAGUUAAUGUUGGAGUGUCCUGAAGACAUUUACUGCUUUCGGUUCAGUCCAAGUAAUCCAAAUAUCAUUGCUGGUGGCUGCAUCAAUGGACAGGUUGUACUGUGGGAUAUUUCUCAACAUAAAGAAAAGCUGCGAAAUGCAAAAACUGUUGCUGAUGGAAUCAAGAUAACAGCUCCAUCACUUAUGCAAGUCCAACAGAGUAGCAGAGAGCCACUUCUAGUGAGAUACUGUGCAGUCUCUUCCAUACAGUAUAGUCAUAAAAAACCAGUAACAGAUAUACAUUGGCUGCCAGAUUGUUUUGAGGACAACCAAAUGGGUGCUGCUUUUGAAAACAGAGCUGAAAUUUGCGUGCAGCUUGUAACCUGCUCCCCUGAUCGCUCAAUAUUAUUUUGGGAUAUUCCAGCCAAACUUCCUGAACAACCUUCAUCUGAGAAAGUAAAAGAGGAGGAAAUUUUUUGUAUUCCCCCUGAUGUUCCAGAUACUUUUAAGCAUCUAGAUCUCUGCUGGAAACCUCUCAUAAAGAUAAACCUGUGCGAAAGUGAUACAAACCCAGAGUACGGUCCCAUCAGAAUUAGUUUAAGGGAACUGCAUUAUCAUUACAAAACCUCAGAGAAGGUGCAAUCUCUGAACACACUAGAAGUACCCACCAAAGAGAGCCCAUAUACAGAGAUGAGUACUUCUUCAAGCAAAAAUCUGAAAGUGCUAGAGAAUAUCUCCACUGACUUUUUUGUUGGAACUGAAGAUGGAACAAUUGUUUAUUCUGACUGGAAAAUGGAAAUUGAUAGUGACUCAGCAAAACCAGUUAGUCAGAAGCACACUCAGAAAUACACCAUCCACACUGAAACUAUCAACACUCUCCAGAGAUCUCCGUUUUUUAAAGACAUCAUUCUAAGCAUUGGAGGCCGGAAUUUUGCCAUUUGGAAAGAAGGGGUUACAAAUGGACCGAUCCUUCAGUUAAGCUGCUCUGCAGGAAGAUACACUGCAGGACAAUGGUCCUUAACAAGACCAGGAGUUUUCUUCAUUGGCAGAGACGAUGGAAAUAUAGAUAUUUGGGACUUACUGAAGAAAACUCAUGAGCCAUCUCAUUUCCAGAACAUCUCCGAAUCAAUGAUUACUUUCAUCAGCCCCCGGACUGCCUCAACAAAGCAGCAUUUUUUAGCUGUUUCUGAUGAUCUUGGAGUACUGCAUGUUUUGGAAAUCUGUCAGAUGCUAAGUCACCCUUGGAGGAAUGAGAGUAUGACUACUCUACAGAAAACAAGAGAUGGAGGAGCAAGAAAAUGCAGACUAUACUGUGUUUCUGGACCUGGAGAAGCAGAUACUAAGGGAUAUACGACUAGUAGGAACAAGAAAUACUUUCCUCAUCAGAUGCUUAGAGCCCCUUAUCACCUUUAG
This is a messenger RNA of Gavia stellata (red-throated loon), 2610 nucleotides long. RefSeq names its product dynein axonemal intermediate chain 3 (gene DNAI3). The record is from RefSeq and is a predicted model, not a curated record. Gene Ontology annotation, molecular function: dynein heavy chain binding; dynein light chain binding. Gene Ontology annotation, biological process: cilium movement involved in cell motility; inner dynein arm assembly. NCBI's taxonomy places the organism in Eukaryota, Metazoa, Chordata, Aves, Gaviiformes, Gaviidae. Gene Ontology annotation, cellular component: inner dynein arm.